GCGCGGCGGCUGGCACCGGGGGCCGAGCGCGGCGGCGCCCGAAGCGCACACAGCGGCAGGGCAAGGCGGCCCGAGGCCCGGCGGACACCGGGAGGCGAGAGCCGGCGAGGGCAGCAGGCGGCGGCGGCGGCGGCAGCGGCGGCAGCUCGUAGGCGGCGGCGGCGGCGAGGAUGGUGACUGCGAGGCUGUGCUGGGUACCGCUCCUGCUGGUGCUGGGCGUCGGGAGCGGCAGCGGCGGCGGCGGGGGCGGCCGGCGGCGCCGCCUCCUCGCCUCUAAAGUGAACAAGCACAAGCCGUGGAUUGAGACUUCGUAUCAUGGGGUCAUAACAGAGAACAACGACACAGUCAUUUUGGACCCACCACUUGUCGCCCUGGAUAAAGAUGCACCGGUUCCUUUUGCAGGGGAAAUCUGUGCAUUCAAGAUCCGUGGCCAGGGGCUGCCCUUCGAGGCUGUGGUGCUCAACAAGACGUCGGGAGAGGGCCGGCUCCGCGCCAGGAGCCCCAUCGACUGUGAACUGCAGAAGGAAUGCACGUUCAUCAUCCAGGCCUACGACUGCGGCACGGGGCCCCAGGGCACAGCCUGGAAGAGAUCGCACAAGGCCGUGGUCCAUAUCCAGGUGAAGGACGUCAAUGAGUUUGCUCCCACCUUCAAAGAGCCGGUCUACAAGGCUGUCGUGACGGAGGGCAAGAUCUACGACAGCAUCCUGCAGGUGGAGGCUGUAGACGAGGACUGCUCCCCGCAGUACAGCCAGAUUUGCAACUAUGAAAUCGUCACAGCUGAUGUGCCUUUUGCCAUCGACAGAAACGGCAACGUCAGGAACACGGAGAAGCUGAGCUAUGACAAGCAACGCCAGUAUGAGAUCCUGGUGACCGCCUACGACUGUGGACAGAAGCCUGCAGCGCAGGACACCCUGGUGCAGGUGGACGUAAAGCCAGUUUGCAAGCCUGGCUGGCAAGAUUGGACCAAGAGGAUUGAGUACCAGCCUGGCUCAGGGAGCAUGCCCCUGUUCCCCAACAUCCACCUGGAGACGUGCGACGGGGCUGUGUCCUCCAUCCAGGUCACCACAGAGCUGCAGACCAACUAUAUCGGGAAGGGCUGUGACCGUGAGACCUACUCUGAGAAAUCCCUUCAGAAAUUAUGUGGAGCCUCCUCUGGCAUCAUCGACCUCUUGCCGUCCCCCAGCGCCGCCACCAACUGGACCGCAGGACUGCUGGUGGACAGCAGCGAGAUGAUCUUCAAGUUCGACGGCAGGCAGGGUGCCAAGAUUCCCGACGGGGUUGUACCCAAGAACCUGACGGAUCAGUUCACUAUCACCAUGUGGAUGAAGCAUGGCCCCAGCCCUGGCUUGAGAGCUGAGAAGGAAACCAUCCUCUGCAACUCAGAUAAAACCGAAAUGAACCGGCACCACUACGCCCUGUACGUGCACAACUGCCGCCUCGUCUUCCUCUUGCGCAAGGAUUUCGACCAGGCAGACACCUUCCGCCCCGCGGAGUUCCACUGGAAGCUGGACCAGAUUUGUGACAAAGAAUGGCAUUACUAUGUCAUCAAUGUGGAGUUUCCUGUGGUUACCUUAUACAUGGAUGGAGCAACGUAUGAACCAUACCUGGUGACCAACGAUUGGCCCAUUCAUCCAUCUCACAUAGCCAUGCAACUUACGGUCGGCGCUUGUUGGCAAGGAGGAGAAGUCACCAAGCCGCGCUUUGCUCAAUUCUUCCACGGCAGCCUGGCCAGUCUCACCAUCCGCCCUGGCAAAAUGGACAGUCAGAAGGUGAUUUCCUGCCUGCAGGCCUGCAAGGAAGGGCUGGAUAUCAAUUCCCUGGAAAGCCUGGGCCAAGGAAUAAAGUAUCAUUUCAACCCCUCGCAGUCUGUCCUGGUGAUGGAAGGUGACGACAUUGGGAACAUCAACCGUGCCCUCCAGAAGGUCUCCUACAUCAACUCCAGGCAGUUCCCAACCGCGGGUGUGCGGCGCCUGAAAGUCUCUUCCAAGGUCCAGUGCUUUGGAGAAGAUGUGUGUAUAAGCCUCCCCGACGUGGACGCCUACGUGAUGGUGCUGCAGGCCGUCGAGCCCCAGAUCACCCUCCAUGGCACGGACCGCUUCUGGAGACCCACUGCCCAGUUUGAAAGCGCCAAAGGGGUGACCCUCUUCCCCGACAUCAAGAUUGUGAGCACCUUCGCCAAAGCCGAGGCCCCCAGUGACUUGAAAACCACAGCCCCCAAAUCAGCAGUUUUUGAAGAAAUGCUUCACAACUUAGAUUUCUGUGACAUUUUAGUGCUGGGAGGGGACUUGGACCCCAAACAGGAGUGCUUGGAGCUCAACCACAGUGAGCUCCACCAGCGACACCUGGACGCCACCAACUCCACGGCCGGCUACUCCAUCUACGGUGUGGGCUCCAUGAGCCGCUAUGAGCAGGUGCUACGUCACAUCCGCUACCGCAACUGGCGUCCAGCUGCCCUGGAGGCCCGGCGGUUCAGGAUCAAGUGCUCGGAACUCAAUGGGCGCUACACCAGCAAUGAGUUCAACCUGGAGGUCAGCGUCCUCCAUGAGGUCAGAGUCUCAGACAAGGAGCACGUCAACCACCUCAUCGUGCAGCCGCCCUUCCUCCAGUCUGUCCACCACCCGGAGUUCCAGACUAGCAUCCAGCGCAGUUCAGCGGCCCCGAGCGUUGCCACGGUGGUCAGCAUCAUCUCCGUGUGCGUGCUGGUGUUUGUCGUGGCCAUGGGCAUGUACCGGGUCCGGAUCGCCCACCAGCACUUCACCCGGGAGUCUGAGGCUGCCAAGGAAGCCGAGAUGGAUUGGGACGACUCGGCGCUCACUAUCACGGUCAACCCCAUGGAGAAACACGGAGCCCCAGGGCGUGGGGAAGAUGAGACCGAGGAAGAGGAGGAGGAGGAGGACCUAAGCUCCAGCAGCAGCGACUCCGAGGGCAGUGACGAGGAGGGGGAGGGGGAGGGGGAGGGGGUGGGCAGGGGCAGGCGCGGGCAGGGUGGAGCCGGGCAAGCCCAGCUGGAGUGGGAUGACUCCACCCUCCCCUACUAGUGCGUCUGCGCCCGCGCACGUGUCCCUUUUG
Messenger RNA from Physeter macrocephalus (sperm whale), 3069 nucleotides. RefSeq names its product calsyntenin 2 (gene CLSTN2). Gene Ontology annotation, biological process: homophilic cell-cell adhesion; positive regulation of synapse assembly; positive regulation of synaptic transmission. Lineage: Eukaryota; Metazoa; Chordata; Mammalia; Artiodactyla; Physeteridae. Gene Ontology annotation, cellular component: cell surface; postsynaptic membrane. Gene Ontology annotation, molecular function: amyloid-beta binding; kinesin binding; X11-like protein binding. The transcript is spliced from 17 exons. The coding region runs from base 171 to 3038 and encodes 955 amino acids. The record is from RefSeq and is a predicted model, not a curated record.